AUGCCUGUUAAUGAAUCCUACGUUACCCAACUUGAAGCAAAGGUGAAAGCGCAAGAGGCGGAUAUUCAAAGGAAGGAUGAUCUCAUUCGAACAUUAACCAGCAUGGAAUUCCCCAUUGAAACAACGCGGCAUGAUGUAGAGCGGACCAGUGAAGAAUCAGGGUACAGGCGGGAAGGGCUGACUGACCCGAGGAUGAGGGUCGGAAACGUGGGCGCCGAGACCAGCGAGGUUGUCAGUGAACAUUCGAAGCAACGGGAUCGAAUUAAUGAACUCACCGAGAAGAUCGUGCAACGUGAUGUUCAACUGGCCCAAAGGAAUCGGACUCUGAGUCGUUUGGGUGAACAGUUGCAGUUAAGUCCGGGAGCAGACCAACGGAUGGGACAGCCUCAUUACAAUGCUGAAGAGGGACUUGCUCUGGAAGCACGAGUCCAUCGACUGACAGAGGAACUUGUAGACGCGCAACUUCAUAUUCGGCAGCUGGAGAAUCAGCUAUCCCAUGAGCCACAGUUGAGGGACCAUUCUACAAGGAUGCAUCAGGCGCUGGUGAAUGAAGAAUUUCAGCUCUUCAGGGAUUCCCUGGCAUCCAUACUCUCCUCGCCCUACCAUCUGUGUGAUUCCACACCGGCGGCCAUCAAAGACCAAACUCGACGUAUCGUAGCUGAGUGCAAAGAACAAAAAGAGAUAUGCGCGGACCUUGAGGCUCGAAUCGCCGAGCUCUCCACCCGACUGAGUGCAAGCAAGAUGAGAGACGAUGUGACAGAACAUCAACGAGGACAAGUAGAGCGAGAGAAUCGUGAAUUAAGAGAACAAGUCAGGCAGUUGGAACUACAACUCACAAACUCCCAGGUGGUUCGCGAUGAACAACGUGCGGACAAGGAACGGCUGUUCUUCUACUUGUGCAAGCUGGCUACGAAAAUGAAGAUUGAUCGUACGGUUGCCAGUCGAAUGCCAAUGGAUGAGUUACAAGAGGCAAUCUGUACCCGAUUGGAACAAAUAAUGAGCGGAGAGUAUCCUCUGCUCACUGAUGCUCGUGCGAAUGGUGACCGAGUGCGUGGCUUGACCCGAACAGUGCAUCGUUUACAGGAUCAGUUGUCGAGCAAAGAAAUUCAACUUGGGAUGUGGCGGGCGAAGACCACCAAAUUGGAACAACAGGUGCUCAAUCUGAGUCAACUGGAGAGUGAAAUGCAAGCCGAGAAGGAGAACAUGAAGCGCGCCACCGCAGCGAAAAGAAGAGUAGAGCUGGAAAAUGGACAGUUGCGGGACGAAGUACAUCACCUGAGAGCUGAUCUGCUCGAUCUUACGGAUUCAAAGUAUCGGUGCAGUAAGAUGGAGGAUGAUCUGGCCGAACUAAACAAAUCGAACGAUGAGUUGGAACAAAUUCGUACCAGCCAGGCUUCCAAAAUUGCUCAACUACAGGAAAUUAUUGAUAAACAGCACAAGCAGCUGCUUGAAUGCAGAGCACGUUCUACCGAGGUCAUCGAUGUGCUGAAAGAAGACUUAUCAAGUUACAGAAGGACAGUGGAUCAGCUUAGACGUUCAGAAGGAGAGUUAUUCGAAUUCCGUUCCCUGGUUGGCCGUCUUCUCGGUCUUGACAUAGACACAUUGACGGUACCAAACUAUGACAUUGUCAAUGAACUGCAAAAGUUCGUUGCUACACGAAAAUCGCCGAUGUCUGAGGAAUCUACGAUAGCGGUGAGACGCAUCACCUACUCGCCCACGAACGACGAAGUACUAGACGCGAGUGGUACAACAGCUCCAGUCACCGGUCCAAAAGGAGGGCUCGUAACGGUUCGUUCGAAAGAAGCAAAAAGCUCAACAGUUAACUAUCAGCCUGCCUCAAAGGUAAAUCCUCGUGUCGCCCUACGGUCAGAACUUGGUAAUGAUGGCAGAAGGAAACAGAGACCCCCAAAACCUAUUAAAACGGACCCCCGAAAAUACUGAGACAUCCGCAACAGUGACUCAUUUGUAACAAUCCGGAUACUCGCCUACCUCAUGUCUGUGAUAUUAUCGUCAGAUGAACACUUAUGUUCAUUUUGUACUACUUAAAUGUAGAAUAAGUACACCAGCUGAGCAACCAUGCAAGCAUUGUAUAUUUUGGAUAAAUACGAUUCCUGCGGUGCAAAUGUUGCGUUUUGAUUCCGCAGUGCUAUCUGUCUAAAGGUGAAUUACGUAGUUUAAUUUUCCAUGGUUUCCAGGGAAACAUGAAAUAAC
This is a messenger RNA of Dicrocoelium dendriticum, 2211 nucleotides long. NCBI's taxonomy places the organism in Eukaryota, Metazoa, Platyhelminthes, Trematoda, Plagiorchiida, Dicrocoeliidae. The record is from the annotation of a GenBank genome assembly.